AGUUGUUUCUGACCAUUGAUUAUGCACCUUCGCGUCUUAUAUGUAACCAGAUAGGAGAAGCAGAAUGUGGAUUGUGUUUUUGGUGUGUCUACUGGUUUCUCUGGCCAGGGCAGAGCGUGAGUAUUUCUUGCAGCCCAAUGCCUCCACCUGGGAAUCCGCUCGCCAGCACUGCAAGGUGUGCUACAGGGAGUUGGCCACUAUCACGGUCGAAGACGCACACCACCUGCUGGAGAAAAUGGACAACCGCAGCUCAGCUGCUGCCUGGUGGGUGGGUUUGCGGCGGCUGCUCAACGAAACCGUGGCGUCGAUGUCCAACACCACAAACGGCACCCAGCGCCCGGAGUCCCAGUGGUUCGGUGGCACGCCUCCAUGGGUCCAGUUCAAUGGCACCAAUGACACCGAUGGCACCAUUGACGUCAACUCCACGUGGUUCAGCUUCUUUGAUAAGCUUCCGUGGUCCCGCUGGUCCAAUGGUGAUCCUGUGACCAUCCAGAACUGGUAUCCAGGUCGUCCUGUUCCAAAACCCAAACAGGAACCGAUCAAGUGUGAGCCUAACACUGAUUUCAUUCCAACUACUUCUACACCCAGCUAUUCCACGUAUUCCACAACAGAUGGGAUGUCCACAGUGGAUAGUACGCCUAAUUCUACAGUGUAUGGGAAUUCCACAGUGGACAGCAAUUCCACAUUCGGAAUGACAAAUCAGACCUCCACGUGUCCUCAGCUGGACAAACUCCUUAAAUGUAUAGACGAUCCAGAAGCAAAGGAUGCUCUGGCCAGGUCUCUCACGACACCGAGUUUAUAUCAGACAUCCUGGAAUGCCACUAGUCCUCCGAAUGUCACUAUUCCUCUGAAUGCCACUAGUCCUCCGAAUGUCACUAUUCCUUCAGAUGUCACUAUUCCUUCGGAUGCCACUAUUCCUUCGGAUGCCACUAUUCCUUCAGAUGCCACUAGUCCUUCGGAUGCCACUAUUCCUUCAGAUGCCACUAGUCCUUCGGAUGCCACUAGUCCUUCGGACACCACCAUGUCAGACAUGUCAGACACCACCGUUACGACGCCCGAUCCAAAUGUGACAAACUCAAACACUAAUAACAACACAAGACGUACUGAGACCAUCACAACCGGGGCUCCGAGUACUAGUGCGGCAACCACUACUUCAGUUCCAAGCACUAUUUCGACUAGUGUCGCUCCCCCUAGUACUAUUCCACCUCCUACCAUUGCCCCUUGUCCUGAUUUAACAGACAGCCGUGAGGAAGACCUUAAUACGUUUGUUGAGGAUGCAUGUUUGGUAUUGCUGAGUUUUGGGUUGUGGUGGGAAAGGGCUUGUUCUGAAGUCUUACCUUACAUUUGUUAUGAUGAUCGUUUCUAUGGGAAGGUAAAGGUGCAUAACAUCACAUACGACGGGGCGAAAGUGGAAUGGGUGGAGGCACCUGGUGAAAUCUCUGGCUACAGGGUGGAGGUGAAAAGUAAAAGUGCUAAUUGGACUCAGGAACUGCUAACCACAGGACUGACCACAGAGUUGACUAACUUGACCUCUGGUACAAACUACACGGUCUAUGUCUUUCCAAUCAAAUGUGACAGGGAUCUUAAUGCCCAAACACACCACUUCUACAGCCAGCCAAACCAGAUUCAGAACCUCAGAAUUUCAGAUAUUCAAGUGAAUUCUGUCAACUUAACUUGGAGUCCACCCGAAGGUGGAAUCGACUUCUACCGGCUUUGUGUGUAUGACGCAUCCAAAUCAGUUAACUGUACAAAUGUCACCAGCAGCAACUACACUGUCGAACACCUUGUAGCAGGCGGGGAAUAUACUGUUGAAGUCAGUGCCGAGGUGAAUGACGCGUCCAUAGACGGUGUACGCUUUAAUCAAAGUUUCUUCACUAAACCAAGCAUAGUGAAGCAACUACAAAAUCAGGAGCCUGAAGUCAAUACCUUCACAGUGGUUUGGGAACAUCCAGAGGGAAAUGUCGAUAACUACCGUGUCCUUGUAAACAAUGAAUCUGUCAUCUUCUAUAAUGAGACUACCUCCCAUUUAAAUUACACUGCCAGAAAACUUGUGCCUGGCAGUGCGUUCAGUAUUACUGUGUGGGCACGAGUCAACAAAUCCUUGGAGGGAGACCCUGUCACCAUUCAAAGCUACACAAAGCCCAGCACAGUUGUUAACCUGGUAACGGAAACAACCGCAACUACCAUGACUGUUAAAUGGACAAACCCAACAAAAGGAGGCUAUAAGAAUUUUGAUUUGACACUGUACGAUCCUAAUAACAAAAUGGUUAAACGGGCAAGUACACCUAAUUCUACCUUUCUAUUUGAUGAACUGAAGGCAGGGGCCAAAUACAAGGUAGAAGUCAUAGUGCUUGGAGUUGGAAACUUAACAAGCAAAAUUCAACGCAACAUCACCUAUACCCUGCCAGAAGAACCAAGGAAUCUCAAGAGUUUCCCAAGCAAUACGUUCAUCAAACUGCAAUGGGAUGUUCCGAAGAAUUCUGAAGCUGUGACAAUAGAAUACGAUGUGGUCUGCAAGUCCAAGUUUUGGAACACUGUUAAGGAAGACCGAGUUAAUGUCACCCAUUACUUAAUGGGUGGAUUAAGGCGUGGAACAACAUAUUACUGUGGAGUUAGUGUUUUUGCUGGAAACCAGAACAGUAAAGAGAUAAACGUAACAGCCAAGACAAUCCCAGAUAAGAGAAACAUCACUCUCACGAUGCUGUGCAGUUCCAGUGAGCCUCUGGGUUGUACAGAGACAGACCAGAAGGGCCUUUUAAAGAAGCUGUCCGAUAAAUUCAGGGAAACGCUGGAUGGAGUUUUCUUUGAGCUUGAUUGGAAAAAAUUAACUUGAAUGUAUUGGGCUUCUACAGUAUGAUUGGAUAUUACAGAAAUGAUGCACACACAUAACAAAAGAUUUAUGAUCUCUUUAACGUUUUGCCUUCAUCUACACAUUAAUUCAGCGACUGUAUGACAUUGAUUGUAGGCCUACACAGACAACCCAUUUUCCUCAUGUAUCUCAUUUUUACAUUGCUAACCUUCAUGGAUGUAAAUAGACUAUAUGGCCAUGUUAUUUCUAUAUUGCUAUUUCAUAUAUUACCUUUGAUACUCUCCUUCAGUGGCAGCAAUGCAUUUUAGCAUUUUAUGUUUUUGCAUGUACAGGCCUAUCUCACCAUGGAGAGUAGGCUUGGCUAUACCAGUAGAAAUAUUUGAAGUAUAAAUGUUUCAUAUUUGUGAAGGGGGUAUUGUGUAGAAUCUGGCAGAUUAGUCAGACCACGUUUCAGAUGGUUUAGUCAACAUUUAUGUCUAUUGUAAACUCUUUAUUCUAAUAUUUUGAGAUAGUCCCUACUGGAUUUUUUAUUUCCAUGAGCUGUGAAAUGUAAUCAAGAUUUAAAAAAAAAAUAAAAAAAAACCUUUAUGUGUUAAUGAAUCUAAAAUAUGAAAGUUUCUGCAUCAAAUUGAAUGAGCCUGUUUUUUGUUUUUGUUUUUUUUAAACAUACAAAUUACAACUUAAGAGUCGCAAUGGUACCAUGUGAAGAAAAACUCAACAUACAAAUAUUGAACAUGUACACGACUUAGACACCAGGGGAAGGCUACAACAAGACAUCACAAUGCAUAUCAAUCCAAAAAGUGCAGACCUGUACAGUUCUUACUACUUUAGGGUUAUGAAAGAAUUUAACCUGAUUCAUGUACUGUAUAAGCUUGUCCUUAUAAAACAGGGCUUACCUGUAAACUUACAUUUAUGAAUGUGAAAUUUAGCUAAGAGCAUAAAUACAUUUUUUACUGUA
Sardina pilchardus (European sardine) is the source of this 3767-nucleotide messenger RNA. RefSeq lists its product as uncharacterized. Lineage: Eukaryota; Metazoa; Chordata; Actinopteri; Clupeiformes; Clupeidae. Gene Ontology annotation, molecular function: proteoglycan binding; integrin binding; extracellular matrix structural constituent. Gene Ontology annotation, biological process: heart development; nervous system development; cell-substrate junction assembly. The transcript has 9 exons. The record is from RefSeq and is a predicted model, not a curated record. The coding region runs from base 65 to 2833 and encodes 922 amino acids.